Messenger RNA from Podospora bellae-mahoneyi, 1797 nucleotides. RefSeq lists its product as uncharacterized. The record is from RefSeq and is a predicted model, not a curated record. Bases 610 to 1797 code for a protein of 395 amino acids. NCBI's taxonomy places the organism in Eukaryota, Fungi, Ascomycota, Sordariomycetes, Sordariales, Podosporaceae. Gene Ontology annotation, molecular function: hydrolase activity, hydrolyzing O-glycosyl compounds. The transcript is spliced from 2 exons. Gene Ontology annotation, biological process: carbohydrate metabolic process.
GGGAUAACGAGGGGAGGUGCGUAGGGGACUGCUCCUGCUUUGUAGGGAACCGUUCCUGCCUGGGUGUGUUAUUGUUUGGGACCUUGCAGCUCCGUGUGUUCUUUGGCUGCCCAACAGUCUGAGGUUGGUCAAGCACGAGAUCCUGUCGAGGGGUGCUGCUGCGUUGUCUUGUUUCACUCCCAGGUUUCUUUCCUUGCUUGGUUCUCGGUUUUGUCGGCCCAACUUUCUAUUGGGUUGUGGCCUUGCUUGUCUUGGGAUUUGAGAUCUAUCAGAUUGAGAUUUCGACUUUCUCGUCUGAGCUUGAUGGUGCGGUGGGGAGAUAUCUACACGCCCCUGGUUCAGCUUUCUGUCACCCAGGGUAGGGAUCACGCGCCGCCGCCGCCGACGACAACGACAACGACAACGACGACAACAACAGGCCAACGAUUGAUGAGCGAGGCCAGGACGCCGGCAUCGAGAGUCAUAUCCGAAGGAGAUACGCACCUACUGGUAAGAUAGUGCUUGUCUGGGGUGGAUUGGAUAAGCGACGGCAUCCACAACGCCUAUAGACAGGAGAGCAAUAGCCAAAGGGGGAAUAGGGGGAGGGAACAAACCACGACAGCAACGAAGAUGGCCUUUCUCGCAGGGGUCCUCACCCUCCUACUAGCAACCGCAACCAUCCUCACCACGCGCCAUCACCACACCAUUCCCCUCUCAUCAACGCUAUCACUUCUAAUUCUCACCCCCCUAGCCCUAGCAGACUGCGAAUGCGGCUACCUCUCCACCAUAGGCGAGCUCCUCCCCAACUCCCACGCCCCUUCUCAUCAACAACAUCAUGCCCUCUUUACCGACCUCAUCGAGUCCGACUUCACAAAAUUAGUCCCCGAGGGCGAGGGAGAAGCCACCAUAUCAGCCAACACGGACUGGGUUCGUCAAGCAUUCAACCUGAGCGAUCAAAGGGCAAGGGGAAAAUACGGGGAGAUGUUUGCCGUGGAGAAUGUGGACGCUGCCGGGAAAGAGGAGGAGGAUAAAGGGCUGAAGUUGGUGGUGAGGGGGAGUGUGGUAGAGGAUAUGGUGCCUGUGGCAGAGAUUGAUACGAGGAGGUUGGACAUGUACUGGGGCACGUUUAGGGCUUCGAUGAAAAUGACGAAGGAGAGGGGGACUUGUUCGGCGUUUUUUUGGUAUUUCAACGACACGCAAGAAAUCGACAUGGAGUUUUUGUCCAAGGACUUUGACAAGAGCAACGAUAGCUAUCCGGUUAAUCUGGUUUUGCAGUCGAGGGAGGCGGUGUUGAAUGGGUAUGAUUCUGCGGCGACGUCGAACUUUGUCAAGGCUUAUUUACCGUUUGAUCCGACGGAAGGGUUUCAUGAGUAUAGGAUUGAUUAUUUGCCUGGGAGGGUGUAUUUUUAUGUGGAUGGGGGGUUGUUAGGGAAGAUUGAGGGGGAGGCGGUGCCGAGCUCGGCGGGGCAUUUGAUUUUGCAGCAUUGGAGUAAUGGGAAUAGGUUGUGGAGUGGGGGGCCGCCGGGGAGGGAUGCUGGGUUGGUGGUGAGAUAUGUCAAGGCGUAUUUUAAUAGUUCGAGGGAGGAGAGGCAGAGGGAUUGGGAGAAUAGGUGUAGGGAUCCUGGGGCGGAGGGGGCGGUUUGUAUGGUGCCGGAUGUGUUGCCCACUAAUGGGACGGCGGGGGAGUGGUUUUUUAUGGAGAGGGGGAACAUGACUAAUAAUCAGACUGUCUGGAGGAGUGAAGGGGGGAGGUGGGAGGGGAGCACAAGGCUGUCGGGGUGGGUAGUGUUGGGAGUGGUGGUUUGGUUUAUGCUUUAG